Messenger RNA from Aureococcus anophagefferens, 756 nucleotides. RefSeq lists its product as hypothetical. NCBI's taxonomy places the organism in Eukaryota, Pelagophyceae, Pelagomonadales, Pelagomonadaceae. The annotation marks the transcript as partial. The record is from RefSeq and is a predicted model, not a curated record. The transcript has a single exon.
AUGGCUGAUGCCGCGGCGGCCGCGCUGCUCGACGCCGCGCGCGCGGAGACUCAGGCCGCCAACGCGGCCGCUUCGGACCUCGAGACGCAGCUCGCGCGGAGCGAGGCGGCGAAGGCGCGCCUCGAGGCCGCCGUCGGCCUCGCUGCCAGGGAGUCGGCCCAGCUCCACGGCCAGGUCGACGAGGCGCGCGAGACGCUCGAGCUCUGCCGGCUCGACCUCGAGGCGGCGCUCCUCGAGAAGGAGUCGGCGGAGGAGGAGCUCGCGCUCGCCGUCGAGGAGGCGAAGCUCGCCGGCGCCGCCGGCGACGACCACGAGGCCUCGGCGCUCCGCGGCGCGCUCGCGCAGUUAAAGGCGCUGAGCGAGGCCGACGCGGCCGCCGCGGCGUCGCGGCUCGCCGCCGCCGAGGCCGCGUUCCGCGCCGCGAGCGUGGACGGCGCGUGGCGCGCGGCGCACGAGGCCGAGCUCGACGAGCUCCGGGAGCGGGCGCGCGACGACGCGGCGAGCCUCGAGCUCGUGGAGGCGCUGAGCGGGCGGAACCUCGACCUCGAGGACAGGGCGGAGCGGCUCGCGGCGCAGGUCGCGGACCUCGAGCGCGACCGGGACCUCGCGGACGAGCUCGACGGCGCCCAAGCCGAGGAGCUCGAGAGCUUACGGGAAGAAGCGUCCCGGUGCCGCGCGCUCGCGGCGUCCGCCGAGGCCGACGCGACGGCGCUGGGCCGGUCCGCGGCGCACCUCGCCGCGGAGCGCGACGGCGCC